AUGCGUACACGGAGGCUCUAUACUGUCUUUCCCUUCGCCUCCCGGCUCGCGACAGCGACGGGCGCUGCUCUGGUGUCCUCGCCUGGCGAAACGGCGGCCAUCCCAUCGUGGGACCUGCAGUCGACGGCAUCAGUUGGAACCGAUCUGGGCACUCUCUCGCGGACGGGGCUAGACACAGCAUCAUGGCACCAUGUCAGCAGCUCCAAAUGCACGCUCAUGGGCUGUCUCAUCCAAGCAGGCGUCUACAACGAGACCGAACUAUUCUACUCGGACAACCUGCUCAAGGUCGACGAUAAGCAGUUUUCGGUACCCUGGAUCUACCGCCAUGAGUUCUCGCUGCAGCCUGCCGCCGGCCAGCACUUCUUUCUGCAGACGCACGGGAUAUCCUCGCGGGCGGACAUCUUCCUCAACGGACAACAGGUGGCCUCCUCCUCGGAGCAGGCGGGCGCGUACGCUGGCCAGACGUACGAGAUCACCAAGCUGGUCGGAAGCGAGAAUGCCCUGGCCAUCCAAGUGCAUCCCACCGAUUACUACCGCGACUUCGCCGUCGGCUUUGUGGAUUGGAACCCCUGGCCGGCAGACAACGGGACGGGUGUCUGGCGCGACGUCGAAGUCAAGCAGACCGGCCCCGUCAUGCUCGAGCCGCUGCGCGUGGUGACCCAGCUCGGCACGCCCCUGGGCAUCUCUCCAGCCAACGUGACGCUCAAGGCUCGCGCGCACAAUCUGGAGAAUUCGUCCAUCACCGUCACAGUAACCGGUCUAGUCGCGCCGGUUUCGGGCGGCGGCGCGGUGAUCUGGACUAAGGCCUUGACCCUGCCACCACUCUCCGUCACCGACAUCGUCCUCGACACUGUCGUGCAUAAGCCCGCAAUCUGGUGGCCGCGGCAGUGGGGCGAGCAACCGCUGUACAACGCCAAGAUUACGGUCACCACUGCCGACGGCGGCCUGUCGGACGCGGCCUGCAGCGAGUUCGGCUUCCGCAGCGUGACCCGCACACUGAACUCGUUCAACGACACGGCGUACUACGUCAACGGCCACCCGUUCCAAGUCAUCGGCGGAGGCUACUCCUCCGACAUCUUCCUCCGGUGGGACACCGCCCGAUGGGAGACGCAGCUCCGGUACGUCCUCGACCUCGGCUUCAACACGGUCCGCCUCGAAGGCAAGAACGAGCACCCGGAGCUCUACUCGACGGCCGACCGCCUCGGAGUCAUGAUCAUGCCCGGCUGGGAAUGCUGCGACAAGUGGGAAGCCUGGAGCUACAACGACAACCUUGCCGUCCCCUCCCCGAUCUGGUCCGCGGCCGACUACGCCAUCGCCAACCAGAGCAUGCUCCACGAAGCCGCCAUGCUGCAGCCCCACCCCUCCGUGCUGACCUACCUGAUCGGCAGCGACUUCUGGCCGGACGAGCGCGCGACGGCGCUCUACCUCGCGGCCCUCCGCUCGCUGGACUGGCCGACCCCCGUGGUUUGCUCGGCGGCCAACCACACCUGCUCCGCACAGACCGGGCCCUCGGGCAUGCGCAUGGACGGACCCUACGACUGGGUGCCGCCCAGCUACUGGCAGUCCACACCACCUGCAUCCGCGGCGCUCGCGGCGCCCUUCGCGGGCUUCAACACGGAGCUCAGUCCCGGCUGCGGCACGCCGCCGCUGGCGUCGCUUUCGAAAUUCCUUUCGCCGGCCGACCUGGACGCGCUCUGGCGCGACCCCUCCGCCCGGCUGUUCCACAUGUCGCGCGCCGGCUCGUCGUUCGAGACGCGGGGCAUCUUUGAUGCCGCGCUCGCCGCCCGCUGGGGAGCCCCCGCCGGGCUGGCGGAUUACCUGCUCAAGGCGCAGCUGAUGGACUACGAGGCGGUGCGGGCGCAGGUGGAGGGCUUCACCGCGCGGUGGGCGCCCGAGGAGGCGCAUGCGCCUCCCGGUGGGGGAAGGGGGAGGUCGGCCACCGGGAUGGUCUACUGGAUGUGCAAUGCGGCGUGGCCGGGUCUGCACUGGCAGCUGUGGGACUGGUAUAUGCGGCCGGCGGGGGCGUAUUUUGGGGCCAAGGUGGGCGGCAGGUUGGAGAGUGUGGUGUGGGAUGCCGUGGGGAAGGCCGUGUGGCUGGUGAACCGGUCGCUACACGGGCGCGGGCACAGGCAGAUCGCUGUCGACGUGCUGCGGGCGGAUGGGCGGGUAGUGUAUCGGCGGGUUAUUCCGGUGCAGGCGAUGCCAAAUCGGAGUAGAAAGGUGUUGGCGUUGGAUUGGGCGUUGUGGGGCGUGAGAGACGUGGUGUUCCUGCGGUUGGUGUUGACGGAUGGAAAGGGGACGGUGCUGAGUCGGAAUGUUUACUGGGUGGCGGACACGCUCAACGAGCUGGACUGGGACAACACGAACUGGUACGUCACGCCGGUGACCAGGUAUGCCGACUACACGGCGCUGAACAGACUCGCGCCGGCGCGUGUCUGGGCGGUAGCUGUUCGCGACCGGGAGGACGGGGUGGCGGUGAUUCUGGAGAACAAGUCGCGGGUGCCGGCCUUUUUUGUCAGUUUGAAUCUGGUGGACCGCCGGGGACAGGAUGUUCUCCCGCUGACCUGGGACGACAACUACGUCACGCUGUGGCCGAGAGAGAGGAUGACCCUAAGGGCCAAGGCCGUGGCCGGGACGAAGUGGGAACCCGCUGCCGUGGAAGUGGAGGGGAAGAAUGUAGGCAAGCAGACGGUACCAUUGAGCUACGGGCCUAGCUUCGCUCAGAAGUCAAACUAG
Messenger RNA from Thermothielavioides terrestris NRRL 8126, 2736 nucleotides. Its product is annotated as glycoside hydrolase family 2 protein. The transcript has a single exon. Bases 1 to 2736 code for a protein of 911 amino acids. The record is from RefSeq and is a predicted model, not a curated record. Gene Ontology annotation, biological process: carbohydrate metabolic process. Gene Ontology annotation, molecular function: hydrolase activity, hydrolyzing O-glycosyl compounds. Lineage: Eukaryota; Fungi; Ascomycota; Sordariomycetes; Sordariales; Chaetomiaceae.